Molecule: messenger RNA, 1492 nt
Organism: Caenorhabditis sp. 36 PRJEB53466
Lineage: Eukaryota; Metazoa; Nematoda; Chromadorea; Rhabditida; Rhabditidae
Source: the annotation of a GenBank genome assembly
AUGACUCUACGCUUUGACGGAAAGGUCGCUAUUGUCACCGGAGCUGGAGGUGGUCUCGGAAAGACUUAUGCUCUAGAAUUGGCCAAGAGAGGAUGCAAAGUUGUUGUUAAUGACCUUGGAGGUGACCGUCAUGGAACAUCUUCCUCCACUUCGAUGGCCGAUAAAGUUGUCCAGGAGAUCAAAUCCGCUGGAGGACAGGCUGUUGCCAACUACGACAGCGUUGAGUUUGGGGACAAGAUCGUCAAGACAGCCAUCGACACUUUUGGAAGAAUCGGUAACUUUCAAAACAUUUUUAGAAGUGCAUAUAGUAAUUUUUUAGAUAUUGUGAUCAACAAUGCCGGAAUCCUCCGUGACGUCUCUUUCCUCAAGAUGACAGAGCUUGACUGGGGUAUUGCAUUCAUAUUUGCAAAAUUAAAUUGAAACAAUUCUCACUUUCAGACCUUAUUUUCAAGGUUCACGUCAAGGGAGCUUACGCUGUCACUAAGGCCGCCUGGCCAUACAUGAGGGAUCAGAAGUACGGUCGCAUCGUGGUCACUUCUUCCAAUGCUGGAGUCCAUGGAAACUUCGGUCAAGUCAACUACUCGGCUGCGAAGAGUGCCCUCAUCGGUUUCGCAAAUGCUCUGGCACAGGAAGGAGCCAAGUACAACAUUCUUGCCAAUACACUCGUCCCAACAGCCGGAUCCCGACUCACAGAGACUGUUAUGCCGCAGAAUCUUGUUGACGCAUUGAAGCCAGACUAUGUCACUCCUCUGGUGACAUAUUUGGUUCAUGAAUCGUUCCCAGAGUCAGGAAAGGUCUUCGAAGCUGGAGCUGGGUGGUACGGAACCAUCCAGUACUACAAGUCAAAGGGAAAGGUCAUUUCGAAUGCUACUGCCGACGAUCUUGCGAAGAACUGGACGACUAUCACUGACAUGACCGGAGCAGAGUACAUUGGAACCAUGGCCGAACAGACGACCCGACUACUCGGAGUUCUUGAGGAGCACGGGACCACUGAAACCCAAGGAUCUGGAAGCACCGGUGCUACCGGUGGAGCCUUCCCAUCCAACAUCAAGAGCAGCGCUCUCUUCCAAGAGAUGGCUGACGGUGUGAAAGCGGACCCAACUGCCGUCAAGACCCUCAAGUCUAUCGUUCUCUACAUUAUCACCGAUGGAAAGAACGAGCUCGGAAAAUUCAGUAAGUUUUGAACCAAUAACGAAAUUAUUAUUUUUUUCUCAUUUCAGCUCUUGACUUCAAGAGUGCCAACCCGUCCGUCUACCUCGGAGAUGUGCAGAACGGAGAGAAGGCCAACGCGACGGUCACUGUUGCUGAUAACGACUUUGUCGACAUCGCAGCCGGAAAACUGAAUGCUCAAAAGGUACUGAUUGUACUAAUACAUCAAACAAACAUUACAUUGCAGGCAUUCAUGAGCGGAAAACUGAAAGUGAAAGGAAACGUAAUGCUUCUCCAGAAACUGCAGACUGUUCUCGAAAAGGCCAAGAAAUCCAAACUGUAG